AUGGCGUGUGCACCGUUCCUGGCCAUCCGAACUCUGCAACAACUUUGUGCGGACGAGGGGGCGCAGUUUCCUCAAGGUGCCACAGUACUUCGGCUUGAUUGCUACGUCGACGACGUGGUCACCGGCGCGGACAACCUCGACGAUGCCGUCAACCUCCAGACGGAGCUGCGCAACCUCUGCAUGGCGGGCGGAUUUCCACUGAGGAAGUGGGCCUCGAACCAUCCAGAGGUCCUCACAGGAGUCCCACAGGAGCAUCGGCUGCAGCAAGGACCACAUUCCUGGGAAGGAGAGAGCCAUUCGACAUUGGGCCUGCGAUGGCGUCCUCAGGAUGACCGGUUUGCCUUCGCAAUACAUCCUCGGCCAGUCAGCAAAUUCACGAAGCGACGAGUCCUCUCCGAAACUGCACGCCUAUUCGACCCGAUGGGCUGGCUCGCGCCUGUCGUCAUUCGGGCGAAGAUCCUAAUCCAAAGCACCUGGCUUCAGCAACUUGAUUGGGACGCUCCACUGCCGGCCAAGGAUGCUCGACAUUGGCAACAGCUGUUGGAUCAGUUGCCGCUGCUCAGGCACAUACGCGUGAAUCGCUGGCUCAGCACCGACAACGAUCACUCGAGGUUGCAGCUCCACGGUUUUGCUGAUGCUUCCGAACGAGGAUACGCCGCAGUAGUCUACCUCCGCACCACUGAAAGGGGAAAACCGUCAAUUAAUCUACUCAUGGCGAAAUCCAAGGUCGCACCCGUCAAGCAGGUUUCGUUGCCGCGACUUGAGUUGUGCGCUGCUAGCCUACUCACCACGCUCACGCUGCAUGUCCGCGACAUUCUCGGCUUGGCAACUACUCCAGUAUAUCUGUGGUCCGAUUCCCAGGUCACGCUUCAUUGGAUCCAGGGACACGCCACUCGCUGGAAAACUUUCGUCGCCAACCGGGUAGCUCAUAUCCAGACACAGCUCCCGGACGCUCGAUGGAGACACGUAGCCGGGAAGAAUAAUCCUGCAGACUGCGCAUCGAGAGGAAUUACUCCUGGAGAAUUAAUCAACCACGCAUUAUGGUGGACUGGACCUACCUGGUUGGCACUGGACGAGACAGCAUGGCCCAGCUCAGAGGUCCACAUCGCAGAGGAUGACCUUCCUGAACAGCGCACCACCAGCCUGAUGACCAAGGGCUCCGUCGUCGUCGAACCGGACAUCCUUCUUCGGUUCUCUGCGCUUCAUCGGCUGCUACGCGUUACGGCUUGGUGUCGUCGAUGGCUCAACGUGGCGAGCCGGGAGGUCACACCUGGUUGUCCACUACACCCCGACGAGCUGGACGCCGCCCUACUCCAGUGGCUUCGAGUAGUACAGGCGCUCCACUUCCCGGACGAGAUAGCUGCUGCCACCGCAGGACGCUCCGGCCCACCACGCAGUUCACUGAUCAAGCUGAAUCCGUUCAUCGACGACCAAGGUGUACUGCGCGUUGGAGGACGUCUCAAACACGCACUGCUGCCCUACGACGAGAAGCACCCGGUGAUCAUACCGCCGGCCUCCUGGAUGACACGACUGCUGAUCGAGUCCUGCCAUCGUCGCUCUCUGCACGGCGGCGUCCAGAUGACACUCGGUCUGCUUCGCCUUCGGUUCUGGGUACCACGCGGAAGGACCGUCGUCAAGCAGCAACUGCAUCGGUGCGUCACUUGCACUCGCUGGCGCGCUGCCACGCCACAGCCUCCAAUGGGCCACCUUCCUCGGGACCGAGUGACGCCAACUCGACCUUUCUUGAGCACUGGACUGGACUACGCGGGACCAAUUUCCAUCCGGACCAGCAAGGGACGCGGACACCGCUCACAGAAAGGAUACAUCGCGGUCUUCGUCUGCUUUUGGUCGAAGGCCAUCCACCUCGAGGUCGUCUCGGAUUACAGCUCCGAGGCCUUCAUCGCCGCCUUACGCCGCUUCGUCUCUCGCAGAGGACUGUGUACGGACGUCUACAGCGACUGCGGCACAACAUUCGUUGGCGCCGAUCGCACCCUGCGGGAGCUCUUCAAGGCGUCGACCUCCGAGGGCCUUCACAUCGCCCGCGCCGCCAACACUCAAGGGAUCCGCUGGCAUUUUAAUCCGCCAGCGGCCCCUCACUUCGGUGGUCUUUGGGAGGCUGCCGUGAAAUCCACUAAAUUUCACCUCCGCCGAGUAAUCGGCGACACCACGCUCACUUUUGAGGAGCUUAACACACUCCUCACACAAAUCGAGGCGUGUCUUAAUUCUCGUCCGUUGCAGGCUCUGUCAGACGAUCCAGACGACACUUCAGCACUCACUCCAGGGCACUUCAUCAUCGGCGCGCCUCUAUUAGCUAUACCUGAGCCGUCACGGAUCGGACAAUCAUCAUCCACGCUGUCACGCUGGCAUCACCUGCAGCUGAUGCGAGACCAUUUUUGGCAGCGGUGGUCGGCUGAGUACGUGCACGGGCUCAACCCCCGCACCAAAUGGGUCAAGGCCGAGGCCGCACCUCACGUCGGGGACCUUUGCAUCAUCCGCUCGGAGCUCACCCCUCCGACUCGAUGGCCUCUUGCAAGGAUCACGAGACUGCAUCCCGGGGACGACGGUGUCGUCCGCGUGGUCUCAGUACGCACCGCCACAUCCGAAUUCGUACGCCCGAUCAUUAAAUUGGUCAUGCUCCCGGGCGCGGAUCGUAUUCCGGACACGAAUAACGCGGACACGCCGUCCGCCGGCACGUAA
Messenger RNA from Nylanderia fulva, 2697 nucleotides. RefSeq lists its product as uncharacterized. The record is from RefSeq and is a predicted model, not a curated record. Gene Ontology annotation, molecular function: nucleic acid binding. NCBI's taxonomy places the organism in Eukaryota, Metazoa, Arthropoda, Insecta, Hymenoptera, Formicidae. Gene Ontology annotation, biological process: DNA integration.